AGGGUAGAAUUAGAAAAAAAAAACUAAAACCCUAACCUCUGAAACUCAGACAACAAGAAAGGAAAUGGGAGUAGUGAGAUUGCAGAGUGUAGACGAGAAUCAAAAUCACAAAAUGGAGCGGAGCUGAAAGAAAUGAAGUGAUAGGAAAAACGCAACAAUCAGUGUCGUUUCAGCUCGCUGAAUCGCCGCUAAACUCGCGGUUCUACGCGAGUUUAACCGAGUUUGUUCGAGUUUGCAGGAGCCUACAAGAAACUAUUCUACAGUUAACUAGGUUCGUGUAGAGGAAGCCUCUUUGAGUUUUCCAACUAAGCAUUUGUUUCACUGUGUCAAUGAGAGGCAAGAUUGGAAUAAGGAUCCCAAACCCCACUAUUUCAAAUGCCACCAGAAGAACGGUAGUUGCAUUUUCUUCAUCUUCUGGUUUCGGAGAUGGCGGUCGUGGUCGUGGUCGUGGAGGAUCCCUCCCUGGUUCAGGGCCGUUCAAUUUCAAUGAAAGAGCUCCUGGUAAGCCUAGUUCCAGUGAGCCCAAUUCUGACAUCACAGAGUCUCCCAUUCCUCCUGGUUCUGGUCAUGGCCAUGGCCGUGGCAAGCCAAUGCCUCAGUCAGGUCUUCCUUCUUUCUCAUCGUUUUUAUCUUCCAUAAAUCAGCCACCUGCUGGUCGAGGCCGAGCUACUGUGCCUCACCGUCAAAGUGAUUUUCAGCCACCUGCUGGUCGUGGCCGAGCUACUGCACCUGAACCUCCAAAUGAUUUGGGGCCACCAGAACCCAAAAAGCCCAUUUUUUUCACCAGAGAGGACCGUGUUUCUCCAACAGCGACAGAUGGUGUUCCUGUUGAUGUUGGGCAUCUUAACAAACUUCCAGGUGGCAUACUAGAGGUGUUGUCUGGACUUGGACGGGGGAAGUUCAUGAAACAGCCAGAUCAGGAAACGCGAGCUACAGAAGAGAACAGGCAUCUUCGCCCUCCGCGAGCUCCUGGUGCAGUUGCAUCCGACACUUUGCCAGAGAAACAACCAAUACAAAGCCGGGAUAAUGCAGUGAGGAAUGCACGGAGAUUUUUGUCACAAAGUGAGGAUGAUGGAAGUGGCCCUGGAAGAGGAAGAGGAUUUGGAGAUAGAGGUGGGUUUGGCAGAGGCAGGGGCAGAGGCAGAGGCAGAGGCCGAGGCAUGGGAAGAGGAGGAUUAAGAGAUAGGGAUGUGGAUGAAAGACGUGGAACACUCAAGGAUGCAGAGGAUCCAUAUGCUACAGGGCUAUAUGUUGGAGAUGAUGCAGAUGGUGAGAAAUUAGCCAAAAAGUUUGGGCAAGAGAUAAUGAAUCAGUUAACUGAAGGAUUUGAAGAAAUGUCUGAUAGAGUUUUGCCAUCGCCAUUGCAGGAUGAGUAUUUGGACGCGUUAGACAUCAAUUAUGCAAUUGAAUUUGAGCCGGAAUAUUUGGUGGAGUUUGAUAACCCGGAUAUUGAUGAGAAGGAACCAAUUCCUCUUCGGGAUGCACUUGAGAAGAUGAAACCAUUCUUGAUGGCAUAUGAGGGGAUCCAAAGUCAGGAAGAGUGGGAGGAAAUAAUGGAAGAGACAAUGGCACGAGUUCCAUUGUUGAAAAAGAUUGUUGAUCACUACAGCGGACCAGACAGGGUAACUGCAAAGAAGCAACAAGAAGAAUUAGAAAGAGUUGCUAAAACUCUUCCUGAAAGUGCACCAUCUUCAGUGAAACAAUUCACUAACCGUGCUGUUGUCUCCCUUCAGAGUAAUCCAGGCUGGGGAUUUGACAAGAAAUGUCAUUUCAUGGAUAAGCUGGUUUCGGAAGUGUCUCAGCAUUACAAGUAACUUACUUUUCCUUUCAAGCUUAAACAUGGUGUGUUUUGUGUGUAUACUGCCAUAACUCUUGUAAUAAUAUGAAUUAUAAUGUUUUAGUGUUGUUGCUAACAAUUUUUACAUCCCUUUAUACUUUGUAAUAAAUGAAUUAUCAUUUUUAUUAGACUUUCCAAAAGUAA
Molecule: messenger RNA, 1981 nt
Organism: Vigna unguiculata (cowpea)
Lineage: Eukaryota; Viridiplantae; Streptophyta; Magnoliopsida; Fabales; Fabaceae
Source: RefSeq, a predicted model, not a curated record